AGUUGCCCAAACAUUUCAGCACUCCACAAACUUACAUUACCGUAUCAAGCAACAUUACAGCUCGACGACGCCAAUCCUGCCGAAGCCUUGAAACAUAGAUUCGGGCUUAAGUUAUUGGUUGAAGUCUAGAUACAAUGUCGAACAAACCAGUGUUCGUAGCAACGCACCCUAGGGCAUGCUCAACAGCAUUUGAAAGGGUCUUCAUGACCCGACGCAACAGCAUCCAAACCAUCCAUGAACCGUUCGGAGAUGCCUUCUACUAUGGGCCGGAGAGAUUGGGCACCCGAUUCGAGAAUGACGAAGAAGCUCGGGAGAAGAGCGGAUUCGCUGGGUCGACUUUCAAAACGAUUAUGGAUCGCAUCGAGCGAGAAGCAGCUGAGGGCAAGCGUGUCUUUAUCAAAGACAUCACGCACUACCUCUUGCCUCCAAAUCAAGCACCAGCUCGACUGGCUCCUUCUCUUCAGAGGUUGAAGCGGGGCGUUGGCACAGACGAUCGUUCAUCGAGUGCAGACCGCGACGGCAAAGAUGCAGAAGUCGUCGCCAGUGACCACGAUUCGGGCGUCGUUGUCACUCCGGCGGCCAGUCCGCCCAGAAGCCCCGGUUCUCCGUCAAAGUCUCCUCCGUUUCCAUACGAGCAGUCUGAGGCCGAGGCCGACAAUCCAACGGUAGUCCCUCGUGAGAUCCUGGAGAAGUUCCAUUUCACCUUCUUGAUUCGGCAUCCAAAGAAUGCGAUCCCAAGUUAUUACCGUUGCUGCAUUCCGCCUCUGGUGGAGAGGACCGGUUUCACGCCAUUUAUGCCCGAAGAAGCCGGAUACGAUGAGCUGCGUCGUCUCUUCGACUACCUGAAGGACACAGGUAUUGUCGGACCAAAGGUCUGCGGCGCAAACGAUGGCAAGACAUUAAAGCCUGGCCAGGUCGAAAUUUGCGUCAUUGAUGCCGAUGACAUGCUCGAUGAUCCAGAGGGUAUCCUGCAGCAGUAUUGCGAGUCGAUUGGCGUUGACUUCAGCGAUGCCAUGCUGCAAUGGGACUCCGAGGAGGCUCAUGCGUUCGCCAAAGAGCAGUUCGAGAAGUGGAAUGGUUUCCACGACGAUGCCAUCAACUCGACUGAUCUGAAGCCGAGACAGCACAAGAAGAGCCCCAAGUCUGAUGAGCAGUUAUACUCCGAAUGGGUUGAGAAAUACGGCCGGGAGGCAGCUGACAUGAUCAAGAAGACCGUCGCCGAGAAUGUUGCGGAUUAUGAAUACUUGAAGCAGUUCGCCAUCCCUCAAAAACGUCAAGAUUGACUACUUGAGGACUGGGCGAUUCAAUUUUGAACCCCGUAACGAUGUUCACUCAGGAGUAGCGGGUAUGGGCGCGAGGAACGGCGUGCUGGAUUUUGCUAUUCGAACCGCACAGAAUGCACAGUUGUAACCAACGAGGCAUAGAAUAGGAUUAAAUUGGCGGAGGAAUGAAAGUAGUGAUCAGACUCUGAAGAAUGAGCACACGGGCGAAAGC
Messenger RNA from Pseudocercospora fijiensis CIRAD86, 1494 nucleotides. RefSeq lists its product as uncharacterized. The transcript has 4 exons. Lineage: Eukaryota; Fungi; Ascomycota; Dothideomycetes; Mycosphaerellales; Mycosphaerellaceae. Bases 135 to 1283 code for a protein of 382 amino acids. The record is from RefSeq and is a predicted model, not a curated record.